AUGAUCUACAAUAUAGGCCACGACCUUGGUACCGUAGAAGAUUACAAGAUCUCCAAAACAUCUGCUAGGAUGAAGGUAUCCCUUGAUGGGCUGAAGCCAAUAACAAAGGAAGCUCUAAUUGAGUUUGACACAGGAGAAGAACUCCCUGUUACCUUGGAGUACGAAGGUCUUGACCUCCACUGCCUUCUCUGUAACGAGCUCUCCCACUUAGCUAAAGACUGUCCUCUAUCACCCCCUGAUGACAGAAUCUCAACGGCCAGAAGAACAAGAGACAUGGACGAUUACGGCAGGCUUCAUUCACAAAGCUACCAACAUCAUUCCUCUGGAGACAAGGCGCAUAAGGAAAAAGUCCUGCCUCUGAAUAAUAAAGCCGCUCCACUACAAAUACCGGAAAGGAGGCAACAACAAGAAAGGGAACCUGCAAGACAACUUCAACCAAUCGUCCCAACUACAGAGACAGUGUUGUCUGAGCUCCGGGAGGUUACAAUCCAGUACAUAAAUAUCGAUGACCCAAUAGAAAGAGCUGCUCACAUCCAGAUAGUGCUACAGGGCGAGGAAGAGGGAUUGAUGGCUAACACUGCUGCCAGAAUAAUUGCAGCAGCCACAUCAAAUCUCUCUGUUAGACAGGAUCAAAGCGCUCCUUCACCUAUGAACCAGGCACCAAGCCUUUUGGGUCAACAAGAAGCUACCUCUGCGGACAUCCCAGAAUCUUCAAACGCACGCAAUAACAGACCACAUCAAGCUGCUCGUAUGAGGACUGGCGCUAGCCCUAGGAAUUGGGCAGGAGCAAGUACUCGAAUGAGAAAUCUCCUACGUAUCCAUUCCUCUCCUGAAAGACAUGUCUUCCCCCACGCUUCUCCCAUUCAAAGCCAUCAAGCUAGAGCACCGCGCAACACACCAAGAGGUGCCCCCUCCACCUCCACAACAGAAACGAGCGCAAGAUUUUCACGCAGAACGUCCUCUUCUUCCUUAGCCAUUCUGAGCUGGAACUGCUGCGGGCUUGGGAACCCGAUGACAGUCCAGAGGCUCAAGGAUCUAAACAAAAAAGUUCUCCAGACGUUAUCUUCUUACAAGAAACAAAAAAAUACUGAUGAGUUUGUUCUCGAGAAAUUGGCAGAGUUAAACAUUACCUCACACUAUCUGGACCACACAGCCCAGGAGCAGGAGGGCUAG
This is a messenger RNA of Brassica oleracea var. oleracea, 1173 nucleotides long. RefSeq lists its product as uncharacterized. Lineage: Eukaryota; Viridiplantae; Streptophyta; Magnoliopsida; Brassicales; Brassicaceae. The transcript is spliced from 2 exons. The coding region runs from base 1 to 1173 and encodes 390 amino acids. The record is from RefSeq and is a predicted model, not a curated record.